ACCAAUCCCUAUACUCUCCCCCAAGAAAAAAGCAACCUUUGAUUUCUCAAACAUCAAAAACCCCCCAAAACUUGUUUAUCCCAAAUCAAAUCCCCAAUUUUCAAUCUAGGGUUUCUCCCCGGAUCAACCUCUAUCCUCAUCCGCCAAUUCCCAUCUUCCAGUUUGGUUUUUUAGGUGAAAGGUUUGAUUUUUUAUUGGAUUGGAUUGGAUUGGGGGAUAGGAGAUGGGGGCAUUCAUGACCAAGUUUUGGUUCAUGUUGUUUCCUGCAAAGGAGUAUAAGAUUGUGGUGGUUGGGUUGGACAAUGCUGGGAAGACAACUACCCUUUACAAAUUGCACUUGGGAGAGGUUGUCACUACGAACCCGACUGUGGGCAGCAAUGUCGAAGAGCUCGUCUACAAGAACAUUCGCUUUGAGGUCUGGGAUCUCGGUGGACAAGAUAGACUGAGGACUUCAUGGGCAACAUAUUAUCGUGGAACUCAUGCCAUCAUUGUGGUAAUAGACAGCACAGACAGGGCCAGAAUUUCUAUUAUGAAGGACGAACUCUUCAGGUUGCUUGGACAUGAGGAUCUUCAACAUUCAGUUGUACUGGUUUUUGCUAAUAAGCAAGAUCUCAAGGAUGCCAUGACCCCAGCUGAGAUCACUGACACUCUAUCUCUUCACAGCAUUAAGAAUCAUGACUGGCACAUCCAAGCCUGCUGUGCCCUCAAUGGGGAUGGGUUGUAUGAUGGUCUAGGCUGGAUCGCCUCACGAGUGACAGGCAAAACACCCAGUUAAAGAAUGUCUAAUCUGAACAUGAUUUUUCAUAUAUGAAAUUUCAAGGC
This is a messenger RNA of Argentina anserina (silverweed cinquefoil), 822 nucleotides long. RefSeq lists its product as uncharacterized. Lineage: Eukaryota; Viridiplantae; Streptophyta; Magnoliopsida; Rosales; Rosaceae. Gene Ontology annotation, cellular component: trans-Golgi network; cytoplasm. The record is from RefSeq and is a predicted model, not a curated record. Bases 224 to 775 code for a protein of 183 amino acids. Gene Ontology annotation, molecular function: GTP binding; GTPase activity. The transcript has 3 exons. Gene Ontology annotation, biological process: vesicle-mediated transport; protein localization to Golgi membrane; intracellular protein transport.